Messenger RNA from Amoebophrya sp. A25, 1032 nucleotides. The record is from the annotation of a GenBank genome assembly. NCBI's taxonomy places the organism in Eukaryota, Dinophyceae, Syndiniales, Amoebophryaceae.
AACGAUAAGGAGGUACAACGACGCCAGAACACUAAGGAGAAUUCAUCUUCACCUAAAUCUAAACCCGUCUUGCACAGCACUACGACCGCAUUGGAGCGGCGACGGAGACAAAAAGAUGAUCUUCACUCAGGAACCCCGAGUCCAACACCAAGAAUCGUAGCGAAGCCUAAGGUUGUGAAGAAAGGUGCAACAGCAUUUGGAGGAUCCCUCGCUCUGCCAUCGCGACGACCCAUUAACCAGAGAAUGGCAGUCUUUGACAGGGUGAAGACCACAUCAGGAAGAAGUGCACGAGAGCGAACACCUGCUACUAGAGGGGCUGUUGUACUACCAGAUCCAGAGCGUCCGCGUCCUGCUUCGCGACUACAUCCUGUUGGUUCUCCUGGUGAACAUGAUAGCCCACAGCCACGGGUGGAAAAUGGACCUGCACAUGAUGCGGUGAAACGAGAACAUGGAGAGCUUCAUCAGCCUACUCAAAGUCCCAGAAGUGGCGGUGUCUAUGGAUCAUCGACCUCUAGUCCGACUCGUCCUAGAAAACUUAGUCCGGAAAUUGAAAGAAUGAUCAACAAUCUUCAUAAAGACAACUCCAGAAACCGAAACGGGACUAAGAACGGUUUCAUCAAGGCUGAGAAAAAUGCGGGUAAUCGAUGGCUCAACACUACGAAGAAUUAUCAGCUGUCAUCACCUCCUGUUCCUGAUAAAAGUGCUUCAGCUUCAUCACCUUCUGUCCCUAGUGUGUCAAGAAGUCCGAUGCAGCGGCAGGCAGGAGAAGGGGAGGCGUCGCCAACACCUCGAGGGGACAACAUGUUGUAUUUUCAGGAUCAAGCCAUGAUGUUCGUGGUAGAAGAUGAAGAAGAACUACAUCAACAAGUAGAAGAUACUAGAACUACAAGAGCAAGUAGAAGAUCAUCUGGCCGCCGUUCUUCAUCCCGUGUUAGCUGCAAACAUGAUAAGAAAAAUAAACGGGGUAAAUACCCCAGCACGGCUCCUGCUGCCCAGGUGACAUUGAAUCUUUACGAAGAUGAGACUGAUUGA